Molecule: messenger RNA, 715 nt
Organism: Chanos chanos (milkfish)
Lineage: Eukaryota; Metazoa; Chordata; Actinopteri; Gonorynchiformes; Chanidae
Gene: stard5
Product: StAR related lipid transfer domain containing 5
Exons: 6
Coding region: 1-630 (209 amino acids)
Biological process (GO): cholesterol import
Molecular function (GO): cholesterol binding; cholesterol transfer activity
Source: RefSeq, a predicted model, not a curated record
AUGGAUUAUGAGCAAAUAGCGAAUAAUGUCGCGGAUAAGCUUGUAAGCUAUAGUAAGGAUGAGUCUGGAUGGAAAACCUGCAAGAAAACUAAUGAAGUCGUGGUAUACUGGCGACCGUCAUCGGAGUUCCCUGGAAAUCUGUAUAAGGGGGAGGGAAUUGUCAAUGGAAGCCCUGACAAAGUGUGGGAGUGCUUAAAGCCAGAUCCCCACGGACUGCGUGUAAAAUGGGAUAGCAAUGUGAAGAAGUUUGAGCUCCUUGAACAUGUCACCAAGGAUAUCACAGUCUGCAGAACUGUGACUCCCUCUGCAGCUAUGGGUAUUAUUUCACCACGAGACUUUGUUGAUGUUAUUUUAGUGAAGCGGUAUGAAGAUGGAACCAUCACAUCAAAUGCAACAAAUGUGAGCCAUCCCAACUGCCCUCCUCAUUCAGGCUAUGUCAGAGGCUUCAAUCAUCCAUGUGGCUGUUUUUGCAUUCCUGUUCCUGGAGAGCCAGGAAAAACGCAGCUUAGGAGCUUCUUCCAGACUGAUCUUGGAGGAUUCCUCCCUCGUUCUGUGGUGGAUUCGUUCUUUCCCUCCAGCAUGUCUGAGUUUUACGUUAACCUUGCUAAGGCAGUCAAGGCACUAAAAUAGCACUAAAAGCACCUUUCAAAAGGGAGUUCCUCUACUUGAACUGAGAUUAUAUUAUUAGAUUAAAAUAUUUUAAUUAAGAACUUAA